Molecule: messenger RNA, 3936 nt
Organism: Closterium sp. NIES-67
Lineage: Eukaryota; Viridiplantae; Streptophyta; Zygnematophyceae; Desmidiales; Closteriaceae
Source: the annotation of a GenBank genome assembly
GAUUGACUUAACGGUCACUGGCUGAUGUCGACUGUUGUUUCGGCCUGCUGUCCUUCUUGCCUGCCACAACUAGACGAAUUUGCGAGAGUGCUUUCCCCUUUCGAUCAGCUUAGGAACGCGUUUGGCUGCGGAAAACAUGCCGGCUUAGUGACACCGAUGAUGUAACCUGGAAUAUCUGGGCCAUUUUAACUGGGACUGUUCUUGAACGGGACCCAGAAUCUUCAGGAAAGGGAGCGGCAGUCAGCUAAUAGGGGAGUUGGAGUAGGCAGGGAAAGUAGACCAGCAGGCAAACAGGGUCGCAGAACAGAAUCUAAGACAUGGACGCGGCUCAUGCCGCAGAGACUCACGAGGUUCUAGCGCAUUUCCAUGUAGACGAGAACACGGGCCUCUCGGACUCCCAGGUGGAGCAAAGUCGAAGCAUCUACGGAAGAAACGAGGCACCCAAGGAAGAAGGCACGCCCUUCUGGAAGCUCGUGCUGAAGCAGUUUGACGACCUGCUGGUCAAGAUCCUCCUGGUCUCCGCUGUUGCCUCCUCUAUGACAUGCACGCCCUUCUGGAAGCUCGUGCUGAAGCAGUUUGACGACCUGCUGGUCAAGAUCCUCCUGGUCUCCGCCGUUGUCUCCUUCCUCCUUGCACUCGCCAACGGGGAGAGCGGCUGGCAUGCCUUUGUCGAGCCUGCUGUGAUUCUGCUCAUUCUCAUCGCCAAUGCCACGGUCGGAGUCGUCACAGAAACCAAUGCAGAGAAAGCCCUGGAGGAGUUGAAGGCGUAUCAAGCUGAUGUGGCCACGGUGCUGCGGAAUGGCAGACUGGCAAUCAUCCCAGCAGCAGAGCUGGUUCCGGGCGACAUAGUUGAAGUGGCAGUGGGCGGCAAGGUGCCUGCGGAUCUCAGAGUGCUCUCUCUCCUCAGCACACAGCUCAGAGCCGACCAGUCCAUACUCACUGGGGAGAGCGGGUCGGUGUCAAAGACAGCCAGGGCGACUCGGUCAGCUGUGGCGGUCUAUCAAGACAAGACCUGCAUCCUCUUCGCUGGCACGGUGGUGACAGUGGGCCGGGUGCGGGCCAUUGUCAUUGCCACGGGAGGGAGAACUGCCAUUGGGAAGAUCCGGGAUGCUAUAUCCGAGUCAGCAGACGAAAUGACGCCACUGAAGAAGAAGCUAGAUGAGUUCGGCACCUUCCUCUCCAAGGCUAUAGCUGUGGCCUGCAUUCUCGUGUGGGUGAUCAACAUCAGAAACUUCCAGGAUCCCGCACACGGUGGUGUGAUCCGAGGCGCUAUCUACUACUUCAAGAUUGCUGUCGCCCUUGCUGUGGCCGCCAUACCUGAAGGCCUGCCAGCUGUCGUCACCACCUGUCUGGCCCUCGGCACGAAGAAGAUGGCUCGCUUGAACGCCAUAGUGCGCUCACUGCCCUCCGUGGAGACUCUUGGGUGCACCACUGUCAUCUGCAGUGAUAAGACAGGCACACUCACCACCAACAUGAUGUCUGUCAACAAGAUCUGUGUGUGCACGUCAGCAGCAGGCCCCUUGUGCGAGCUGGACGUUUCUGGAACCACGUAUGCCCCUGAGGGCACCAUUACCCUCGGCCGAUCCGUGGUGGAGCGGCCAGCAGACAUGCCGUCGGUGCAGCACGUGGCCAUGUGUGCGUCCAUGUGCAACGACUCCACCCUCCAGUACAACGCCACCACCGACACCUACGACCGCAUUGGCGAGGCCACUGAGGUGGCCCUCCGGGUGCUCACCGAGAAGAUCGGGUUACCUGGUUAUUCUGACAUGCCCACAUCCCUCGGGCUCCUGAGCAAGGCAGAGAGAGCGUCGUUCUGCAACAACCACUGGCACGACACCUUCCACAAGCUGGCGAGUCUGGAGUUCUCAAGGGACCGAAAACUGAUGAGUGUGCUGUGCACUAGAGGCGAAGAGGAGAUUCUCUUCUGCAAGGGAGCACCGGAGGCUGUGCUGUCGCGCAGCAGCAGAGUGCUGAGCAACAGCGAUGGCGCUGUUGCUGCCCUGACGCCAGAGCUCAAGGCGGCAAUUGAGGAGAGAGUGUGCAGUUACGGCCGGCACCAGAUGCUGCGCUGCCUUGCUCUUGCCAUGCGGCCCCUGCCUCAGGGGCAGCAGACCAUCACUCCAGACGAUGAGGCAGACCUCACCUUCCUCGGACUGGUGGGUAUGCUGGACCCGCCUCGAGAGGAAGUGAGAGCAGCAGUGGAGACGUGCCGGUCAGCAGGCAUCCGCAUCAUUGUCGUCACGGGCGACAACAAGGCAACAGCGGAGUCAGUCUGUCGCCGAAUAGGCCUUCUCAGCCCUCUCUCCUCUGACGCCCUUAUCAACAUCGACCCUUCCUCCCCCUCCUCCCUCGCCUCCCCCUCCUCCCCUUCCCCCCCCUCCUCUCCCACCGCUGCUCUGCUGAAAGGAGGUGCGAGUGCAGAAGCUGGGGGCGGCACAGGGGGAGCGGGAGGGGGGAGCGGGGAGGGGGGGUAUGCGUCGUUGACGGCGUCUGAGUUUGAGCAGCUGUCACCAUCGCAAAAAGCUUCUGCCAUUCAACAACUCGUCCUCUUUUGCAGAGUGGAGCCCAGCCACAAGUCGAUGCUGGUGGAUUAUCUCAAACGCCAAAACGAUGUGGUGGCAAUGACGGGCGAUGGGGUGAAUGAUGCACCAGCGCUCAAGAAGGCAGACAUCGGGAUAGCCAUGGGGUCUGGCACGGCCGUUGCCAAGGGAGCAUCCGACAUGGUGCUCGCAGACGACAACUUUUCCACCAUUGUUGCGGCCGUGGCGGAGGGUCGUGCCAUCUACAACAACAUGAAGGCGUUUAUCCGCUACAUGGUGUCGUCCAACAUUGGGGAGGUGGUUGCCAUCUUCCUCGCAGCAGCAGUGGGCAUGCCAGAGACGCUCAUCCCCGUGCAGCUGCUGUGGGUGAACCUCGUCACUGAUGGGUUACCCGCAACUGCUCUUGGAUUCAACAAGCAAGACAGAGACGUCAUGAGCAUUCGGCCCAGGAAGAUGGAGGAUGCAAUUGUCAACGGGUGGCUUUUCUUCCGCUACCUAGUCAUCGGAAUCUACGUCGGGCUGGUCACUGUCGCUGCUUUUGUGUGGUGGUACAUGAUAUUUGCCGAUGGCCCCAAAAUCACCUGGACGCAGCUGGUCACAUUUGACACGUGUGUGGACGCGUCUGGCCGCCCCUGCCCUGUGUUUCUCGACCCCCGCCCUCGCACUGUGGCCAUGUCGGUGCUGGUGGUGGUGGAGAUGUUCAACGCCCUCAACAACCUUUCCGAGAACCAGAGCCUGCUCGUCCUCCCUCCGUGGUCUAACAUCUGGCUGCUGGCAGCCAUCGCUCUCUCCAUGAUCCUCCACUUCCUCAUUCUCUACGUCCCUGCCCUCGCCGUGCUCUUCUCUGUCGGCCCCCUCUCCUGGCCGGAAUGGCGCGCAGUGCUGCUCUUCUCCUUCCCGGUCAUCAUCGUGGAUGAGAUUCUCAAGAUAUUUUCAAGAAAUAUGUCAGCUCGCCCCACCAAGGCGAAGGCCCGGCAGCAGCAGUGGUCCCUGCUGCCGUUCAAGCGGCCAAAGGAAGACUCGGGCGAGAACCACACAGCCUAAUUUGCAUUUCUUUUCUUUUGGUGCUACAGUUUCCGUUCAAUGUGGUUGCUUGUUAAUGUCUCGCAUGGUAUGAAAUCAGGUAGCCAUUGGAGAUGCUGUCUCUCCACAAUGCUUUGUGGUCGCUGAUGAUUAUAGUGUUAAAAUUAUAUAAGUUAUAAUUUAAUAUAGGCUUGGUAGGUUGUUACUGAACCUUUCUGUAGGGGGGGGCGGACAAAGAAUGCGAAAGGUCGCAACUGGAGGUUGCGACUGACCGUUACAGCAUCAUGGAUGGUAACCGAAGCAGCAAUCGAGUCGCUGUGCGACUCGAUAAACCGUCCCUGUAACUGUACUCUACAACUGCUUUCUUAUCUUC